Molecule: messenger RNA, 935 nt
Organism: Rattus norvegicus (Norway rat)
Lineage: Eukaryota; Metazoa; Chordata; Mammalia; Rodentia; Muridae
Gene: Fgf21
Product: fibroblast growth factor 21
Exons: 3
Coding region: 174-800 (208 amino acids)
Molecular function (GO): growth factor activity
Source: RefSeq, marked validated
AGCCUUAGUGUCUUGUCAGCUGGGCAUUCAACGCAGGAGAAACAGGCAUUCACUUUGCCUGAGCCCCAGUCUGAACCUGAACCUGUUCUGCUGGGCCACCGGAGUCAGAAGCCAAUUCCAGCUGACUCGCCUUCUCAGACGCUGGCCAGGGGUUCUCACAGAGCGCGGCAUUGAUGGACUGGAUGAAAUCUAGAGUUGGGGCCCCGGGACUGUGGGUCUGUCUCCUGCUGCCUGUCUUCCUGCUGGGGGUGUGCGAGGCAUACCCCAUCUCUGACUCCAGCCCCCUCCUCCAGUUUGGGGGUCAAGUCCGACAGAGGUAUCUCUACACAGAUGACGACCAGGACACCGAAGCCCACCUGGAGAUCAGGGAGGACGGAACAGUGGUGGGCACAGCACACCGCAGUCCAGAAAGUCUCCUGGAGCUCAAAGCCUUGAAGCCAGGGGUCAUUCAAAUCCUGGGUGUCAAAGCCUCUAGGUUUCUUUGCCAACAACCAGAUGGAACUCUCUAUGGAUCGCCUCACUUUGAUCCUGAGGCCUGCAGUUUCAGAGAGCUGCUGCUUAAGGACGGAUACAAUGUGUACCAGUCUGAGGCCCAUGGCCUGCCCCUGCGUCUGCCCCAGAAGGACUCCCAGGAUCCAGCAACCCGGGGACCUGUGCGCUUCCUGCCCAUGCCAGGCCUGCCCCACGAGCCCCAAGAGCAACCAGGAGUCCUUCCCCCAGAGCCCCCAGAUGUGGGUUCCUCCGACCCCCUGAGCAUGGUAGAGCCUUUGCAAGGCCGAAGCCCCAGCUAUGCAUCUUGAAUCUUCCCGAUUCUAGGCAUGUUUCUCUUUAGGUUUCCUCUUAUUUAUUAUGGGUAUUUAUCUUAUUUAUUUAUUUUAAAGUUUUUUUUCUUACUUGGAAUAAUAAAGAGUCUGAAAGAAAAUUUUGUUUGUUAA